This is a messenger RNA of Acyrthosiphon pisum (pea aphid), 1869 nucleotides long. RefSeq lists its product as uncharacterized. The record is from RefSeq and is a predicted model, not a curated record. The transcript has 2 exons. The coding region runs from base 75 to 1334 and encodes 419 amino acids. NCBI's taxonomy places the organism in Eukaryota, Metazoa, Arthropoda, Insecta, Hemiptera, Aphididae.
UUCAAGGUAUAUCAAAGUUCAAAGUAUGGUGUUCAAUUUUAAUUUUAAUUAUAUAUGAAUUUAUAGGCUUAGAUAUGUUAAUGGUAACCCUAAGGACCGAACGAGACCACAUUGCCACAGAAUGUUUUUCCAAAACUCCAAGUUUUGUAAGUGGAUUAACUUCAGAGAUAAAAGAAUUGUUUUGGUAUCUGACACCAUAUGCAUUUGGAUUAGUACAACCAAAAUUAAACAGCAUAGAUCAAGUUAAAGUCAUAUCACACAUUAGUUUAACAGGCGUUAUUAAUUCUAGAGAAGGUACUUUAAACGUAACUACAACAACAUGCGAGUGCUCGUUUGUAACUAGUAUGUGUCUUCCUUGCCACCACAUAUUCAAAUUGAGGAAGAUUUAUGACCUAUCAUUAUACUGUCCAGAGUUAUGCGCAGAUAGGUGGACUAGAAAGUAUUAUCAGAAUGUAUGUAGGGUAAUUCCUUCAAUGACUGUACCCAACAUGACUGUACCCAACAUCACGGAGCAAAACUGUGUUAAUGUCGUUACUGUAAGCACCAAAAAAAAACGUAUUUAUAAUCAGCAUGAAAAAUUUCAAUACGCAUAUACACAAGCGAAAAGAUUGGCUUCUUUGGCUUCUGAAGCUUCUGGUACAGAGUUUCAAAAACGCUUAAAGUUGUUAAACUUGAUUGCCAAUGCUUGGGAGACAAAUCAAGAAGUUAACCUUGAUGGUUUGGCAUCUCAAGAAUCACUAAACGAGACUGAAGAUUUGAUAAUAAAUGAGCCUGAAGAUUUGAUAAUAAAUGAGCCUGAAGAACUACAGCUACUCAAUGAUUUACCAAUACUACCACCUAGAAUUCCCAAAAGGGGCCGUCCCAAAGGUAACGAUAAAACAGCAAUUGGUAUUCCAAAAAAAAGAAAGAUUGUUUCUGUUGGGUUGGUUUCAUUUCACAAACUACCAUUGAAACUGAAACAAUGUCAAAUGUUGAAAUGGGUGGUAGACGAAGAAUUGACAAUGCUUGCAAUGGAUAAUAAAAAAAUGAUCGGCAAAAAUGACGUAGAACGUAUACCUGAAAGAGUGUCGAAUGCUAUCAUUGAUGACACUAUAGCUUUAGGAGAAAUUAAACGAUUUUUUACAGCAGAUGGAUGGACUGCUGUCCAACAAAUCAUCAACUUUAAAAAGCAACAUCCAUCUUGGUUAUGUCCUGUGUGUUCAGAAGAUUCUUCUUCAAAAUCCAUCUGCUGUAAUCGGUGUUUGGAAUGGUCACAUUUUACAUGUGCAAGAGUCAAUGAAAAUGUAAAAUCAAAACUUUGGUUCUGUAAUAUUUGUAAAUCAGCAGCCAAAUAAUUUUUAUUUAUUUUUAUUUUUUACAACGUGAUUUAUUCAAGAAAUAUGUGAAAUAAAUAAUUGUGGCGCUUAUCAAUUAUGGUAGUUGAUAUCAGUUGUACUAUCAGCAUUAAUAUUACGUCCAAUCAGGGGACAGGACGUGAAAAUACGUGGUUUCACGUCGGACGUGAAAAUAGCCACUGCGUUUUAAUAAUAAUACAACAAUGCAUUAUUUUAUAAUUUUACUAUAGCGAAUAAUAAGUAGAAAUAUUUUUGUUUAUAAAUGACCCAGAAUAUUGCUAUUGAAGCCAAUAAAUAUAAAACACUAACAAAGUUUUUCUUUCUCUGAUGUUUAAUAUUUGGUAGUUUUAUAUUCUUAAAAUUUUCUCGUUCUGACUACGAGAACAGCUGUCUGCAAGCCACCCGUGGAACGGAAAACGACGGCUAAGUGAAACCGUGGCAUAAAAAAUUUAACACCGCUCCGUUUCUACAGUCCGCCAGACCCGUUCCCGUCGAUUCCUUGGCGCGUCCAAUCGCGUGCCUUCACCGCGGCGGC